This is a messenger RNA of Trichoderma reesei QM6a, 1089 nucleotides long. RefSeq lists its product as uncharacterized. The record is from RefSeq and is a predicted model, not a curated record. NCBI's taxonomy places the organism in Eukaryota, Fungi, Ascomycota, Sordariomycetes, Hypocreales, Hypocreaceae. Bases 1 to 1089 code for a protein of 362 amino acids. The transcript is spliced from 3 exons.
AUGUCACAAACGCCGCCGCGAGGGAAGAGACGCCGGACUCAAGAGUCUGAUACUGAAGGCAGCGGACUCGUGGCGGAGGCAGGACGUGAUGCUGGUGACACCAAGGCAAACAAAAAUUCUCCGCGAAAGCAGCCGGCGAGUGAGGAUGUAAAUGGGAAUCCUGAGCCCAUGGAUGAUGCGGAGAAGAGAUAUCGAGCCUGGCGCAAGAAAGGAUCUCCUCACGAUGGCUUCUGCUUCAUCUGCAAACGGGAAACAGACUUGCUGGACUGCUACACCUGCAGGAGAUCAUACCAUCAGCGCUGUCUAGACCAGCCAGUUGACCACUUUUUCCACAGCAACAACUUCUUCUGCCGCGUGUGCGUCAACCGUCAAUGGCAUGAGCACCUCCCUCCGCCCAGCCCUCCGCCCUCCCCGCCACUCGAGAGACAAAGAGUUGCCUUGCCGAGCCACAGGCCAAACGCACAUUCAGACGCCGAAGCCCGGGUGCCGUCCGUUUCGCCAGCUCCUGCUGUGACGCCCAAUCAGAAUACCCAGUCUUCAGGACAGUCGUCCUUUACAUGGCUGUCGCAGAACCAGUUUACGGCUCCUUUGACGCGGUCAAGUACGAUUGCAAGUCCACGCACGUCAACACCAAUGUCAGGCGUCAUUAAUCUCAGCGGUCCUGGUCGCAGUAUCGUGUCUGGUCCACGCGGUCCCCGGUCACGAUUCUCUACUUUGUCUCCGGAAGUCGACGAUGCCGUGUCCUUGCUCCUCAGGGAGUUGGAAUAUCUUGGAGACGCCAGACAGAAAAUCUCACAGCUCGAGGACGUCAUCGUGAGGUUACAGCAAGACGUCCGUAUCAAUGAGAAUGCCCUCAUCCUGGCGCAGCGAAACGCCGCUUCAUCGAACCAGCGUACCUCAGAGGCCUUACGGGUGGAGAAUGACCGGCUGAAGAAGGAAGUGGACGACUUGAGCCAUUUAUUGGCAGACGAGAAGUCGCGGUCACAAACCCACAAGGCGGACGCUGAACACUGGAGAUCACAGGCGUUGAGUAGGCAGGCCGAGCUCGAAGAGCUUAAGGGGAAGCUCAAAAACUUGCUCGGUGGAUGA